Molecule: messenger RNA, 1565 nt
Organism: Dipodomys spectabilis (banner-tailed kangaroo rat)
Lineage: Eukaryota; Metazoa; Chordata; Mammalia; Rodentia; Heteromyidae
Product: solute carrier family 40 member 1-like
Exons: 5
Coding region: 24-1565 (513 amino acids)
Biological process (GO): iron ion transmembrane transport
Cellular component (GO): membrane
Molecular function (GO): iron ion transmembrane transporter activity
Source: RefSeq, a predicted model, not a curated record
UUUGAGUUCUUUGGAACAAAUGCAUGGUUCUGGAUUUUAACUUGCUUCCGCCUAGUUUAUUUGGUGAUGACCGUGUGCUUUGCUUCUGCUGCCUGCAGGGAGACCGAAUGUGGCACUUUGCUAUGUCUGUGUUCCUGAUAGAACUGUACGGACAAAACCUCCUUCUAACGGCAGUGUUCGGCUUAGUGGUGGCUGGAUCUGUGUUAAUAUUUGGGGUCUUAAUUGGUGACUGGAUUGACAGGAAGCCGAGAAAUAAAGUUGCUCACGCCUCGCUCUUCAUUCAGAAUGCCUCUGUCACGGCCUGCUGCGUGGUUCUGAUGCUUGUCUUCUCCUACAAAAGGGAGAUGGAACAAAUCUGGCGUGGCUGGCUCACUGUAGUGUGCUACGCUUCGGUGAUCACCCUGGCUGCCAUGGCAAAUCUGGCUGGCACGGCGCUGACCAUCACCAUUCAGAGGGACUGGAUUGUGAGCCUCACGGGUGACAACCGAGGCCAGCUGGCUGGGAUGAAUGCAGCCGUCCGGCGUCUGGACCAGGUCAUCAGUAUAUUUGCCCCCCUGUCUGUGGGACAGGUGAUGACGUGGGCAUCUUAUGUAAUUGGUUGUGGUUUCAUUCUUGGAUGGAACUUGCUUUCACUUCUUGUGGAGUUUCUAUUUCUGUCCAGGGUUUAUCAACUAGUUCCCCAAUUGGCUGUAAAACCCCAGCAACGCUCAGGGGGGCAUUUUCUAGAACGGCCACAGGAAGCUGUGAACAUCCAAGGUGAAACAGACUUUUGGGAAACUACUGCCGGUUUCAUCCACAAAUCCGGAUCUUUAGACAAACCGAAAGACCACAAAUCUAACCUUGAAGGACAGUGGAACACAGCCAGUGGGUUUCGCCUUUGCCUUCAAACCAUGCGUAGGCUGCUCCGCACAUGCCGUGAGGGCUGGGAGACAUACUGCAGGCAGAGCGUGUUCCUGGCUGGCCUGGGCCUGGCAUUCCUCUACAUGACAGUCCUGGGCUUUGACUGCAUCACCACUGGCUAUGCCUACACCCAAGGGAUCGGAGGGUCUCUGCUUAGCAUCCUCACAGCUCUCUCUGCUUUAUCUGGCCUGCUGGGCACAAUUCUCUUCACCUGGCUCCGGGGUCAUUAUGGUCUUGUCACCACAGGCAUCAUUUCCAGCUGGCUUCAUGUAGGAUGUCUAACGCUCUGUGUGUUUUCUGUCUUUGCUCCUGGAAGUCCUUUUGAUAUGGCUGUCUUCUCACUUCCACUAAACAAGAAUUCUUCUUCAAACCACGAGUUGCUAAAAGAGGACCAGGUACAUGUGUACUCCUUUGAAAGAAACCUGAACCAACCCAUCCUUCCGGACCGUUCUUCCAUCCACUGGACCAACAGCACCGUUCUGUUUAAUGGACAGCAGGACCCUGAGCAGCCUGAGUCUUACAUCUCCAUCAUUUUGCUCUUCUCAGGUGUGAUCCUGGCAAGAAUUGGUAAGCAGUGGGCUGUGUGUGGUGGGGAUUGUGCAGCCUGUGAUGUUGCUAACUUACCAUCCAUGCAUGUGAUAGCCUUAACCACUAUGCCAGUGUGA